UAGUACCAGCAAUGAAUCUGCCACCAACAGGUACAGACGACAAUAGUGCCCAGCACGAGAUCUCCCCUCCAACAUCACCAUCUCAUAACGACAGUGAUGGACCCGCAGACGCCGAUUCCGAUUCCGUCUACGAAAGCCCCGAUCCUUCCCACGCCCUGGAGACCCCGGAUCACCCACCACCACCUCCCCUUUCCCACACACCAUUGGACCCACCGGUGCCCGCACGAGCCGUCGUAGAGGACUACCUCCACCUCAAAGAACCCAUCACCGUUUCUCCCGUUGACUUGGAACCCACCGCCAACUUGUUGAUGCAGUUCAACCUAAAGCGAAUUGAUGAUAUGUUCCACCAGAAAUCCAAAGCUGAGCAGGCAUCCGUUAAGGACGGUAUCGCCAACCAUAUCUCGCUUUUCAACCAUCUCAAGUCAGCCAUUACUGCCAACGACUCGUCGCGUACCAUCGACUGGGACCAAUGGCAGCAGUUAUUGGAACAGAAAUUGACCCAUGAUCAGAUGGCAGGGCUUGUAGCCAACGGGAUCCCCGACGAGAUUCGUAGCAGCGUGUGGCAGGUGACGGCCCGGUCCAGCACCUUGAAGUUGAACGACUAUUACUUGAUGAACAAACAGACUCCGUCCAUACACGAAAGACAAAUCAAGAAGGAUAUCACCCGGAACAGCUUCUACAACUCGAUCCAGCAGUACGACAAGAUUAACGAGGUGUUCAGCAACUUAAAGAUAUACAGUGAGUAUGAUCAGGAGAUCGGGUACAACCAAAGCUUUAUAUUUUUGAUCUCACCCAUCAUUCUCAAGUUGCCUGAACUCGAAAGCUUCAGUCUCUUUGUAUCGCUUAUGAAGGACUACAACUUGCGGGAGCUUUAUGAUAGCGACAUGAAAGGAUUGCAGCUAAUGCUCUACAAGUUUGACCGGUUGAUGGAAAUAUACCAUCCCUCCUUGUUCAACCAUUUGAUCAAAAGAGGGAUCCGGUCCAAUUCGUUUGCCAGCCAGUGGUUUUUGACGUUGUUCAGCUACAAGUUCCCCAUCGACGUCAUUCUCCGAAUCUACGACUUUGUUAUUUUUGAAGGAGUGGAUUUUCUCUUGAAGCUCGCCCUUCGGCUCAUGGCACUAAACGAGUCCAUUCUUCUCAGGUUAAACUCAGAUUCACUUCUCGCGUACUUGAACACUAACAUACUCGAUGUGCUUGUGCGGAAAGACUUCCAACCGGGAUCCAAUCAGUAUUAUGAUACUUCCAAGAUCUUCACGGGCUUCACCAAUUUGAACCCAAACCUUCUCCAGAAGUUCGAAGCAGAAUUCCAGAAACUCUAUGCGCUUAACGAGAAGAAGUUGGAUGAUAUCAACCUCUUGAACUUGACCAAUGGUAAGCUCAGAAACCAGAUCAAGUACUUGCAAAUGGACUUGUUCAACUUGAAUAAAGACCAUCUUCAAGUGGUCCAGGGACUCAUCAACUUGAAGGUGCGACUUCCAGAACUUAUGAGUCAGAACUCCGAUCUUGAGGAUGACAUCCAGCUGCUCAUCAACACUCUUAACGACAUGAAGGACUUUAAAGAAGACGAUGUGCCUCACAAUAUCGAGCAGCAUAUUGAACAGCUUUUGGUUGAGAACAAGCUGGAGACAGAGCGGAACAUUGCUCUAGAAGACCAGUUGAAUGAGCUAGUGGAACAGGAACACCAGGUGGAUUCACAGCUCAAGGCCUUGAAAAAAGGCUGGUUUUGGAACAAGUGAGUUGCAGCAGUUUUGCAACCAAAUAUAUAUUUUUUACGCCAGAUACACGCUACCACAACAAUAAGUAGGUUUCAGUACAUAUUAUCAAUCACCCCA
Yamadazyma tenuis ATCC 10573 is the source of this 1832-nucleotide messenger RNA. It is a transcript of the gene GYP5, whose product is annotated as Gyp5p. NCBI's taxonomy places the organism in Eukaryota, Fungi, Ascomycota, Pichiomycetes, Serinales, Debaryomycetaceae. The record is from RefSeq and is a predicted model, not a curated record.